This is a messenger RNA of Bactrocera tryoni, 639 nucleotides long. Its product is annotated as piggyBac transposable element-derived protein 2-like. Lineage: Eukaryota; Metazoa; Arthropoda; Insecta; Diptera; Tephritidae. The record is from RefSeq and is a predicted model, not a curated record. The transcript has a single exon. The annotation marks the transcript as partial.
AUGUUUCGCAAAGGACGCGGCCUUUUCGAACUUAAAGAAAAUGAAGUGCAACAGAUUUUGUUGGCUGAUAACAGUGACGAAGAGGACAAUUUACUGCUUGACGAAGAUCAAAGGCUUUUGACUCAGGAUGAUGAUCAAGGGAUUGUGGACGUGGAAAUUGACGGUACGAUAACUGAACAUACUGACUCAACAAGACCUGAGCCUUCCACAUCAGCACCUGUAAACGAAGCACAGCAUCAACCCGUCUUCAAGUGGAAUUCGAGAACAUACGCACCAAAUGUUUUUCGUGAUGUGGAAUACGACUUCGGGAAAGUGCAAAUCUGUCAAGAAGCUGAAAAUGGACUAUUGACUCCCUUUGAUAUAUUUUGUUCAGCGACAAAUUUUUAUAAUUUAGUGCAAUAUAUAGUACCGGAGUCAAUACAAUAUGCUCAUCAAAAUGGACGGGAGUUUACUAUUGAUCUCGAAGAAAUGAAAGCAUUUCUUGGGAUGAAUGUAGUCAUGGGCUACCAUAUCUUGCCAUCAUUGAGGGACUACUGGUCUACAGAACCAGACAUGGCAGUACAAUUCAUAUCGAAUGUUAUGCCAAGGGCUCGAUUUGAAGACAUUCGCCGGAACCUACAUUUCUGUAACAACGAAGCG